AUGCAAAGCUCGGCCGACUACCCGGUGGUGCCCAUGGGGCGUAUGCCGAUUAGCAAUGCCUUCAACGGGCAUCCGAGGAGGCGUAUGCCCCACGAAGGAGCAAAGCUAAAAGCGAAGGAAGAUGAGAGGAAGAAGCCGACCUUGAAGGAGUUUUGGGGGGUUACUCCGCUCGAUAUCCUCGGGAACGUUUGCACUGACAACGUACCGACCCCCGUGAGGUUCCUACAGAAAUUUAUUGGCAGAUCCAGUGCUGAUGCCACAGAGAAUCAAACUCUACAGUCUCAGCGUGAAGCGGUAGAGAUGCAAGCACAUCAAGAAGCUGAACAGAGUAACCCGCAACAAACGAACGCUUCGCUGCACUCUCGGACAAACGUUUUCUCGCAGCCCCAGCCUCAGCUAGUAGACGCAAGGACAAAUCUUGAAAGGUACAUGGAUAUGAAGAUGCAAGAAGCAAGAGCCCAUAUGCAGUUCUGCCCGAUGGGUGGGCCGACUUCUCUUUAUACUUCGCGUGAGGCCUACCCCAACCGUAUGUACAACAGAGUGCCUCCGUUCUGUUCGCCACCUCCGCCUACAGACCCUUCUUAUCAAGAGGGCCUAGAAGGCUGUUGGGAUGCUCAGGGCACUACUCAGCAACUUAAUUCGCAGGACAGCUUACAGACCCCCCCAGCCUACUUUUACCAGCAGCAUUACCAACAACAUCUGCACCAGCAUCAGCAAGGGGAAGAGGUGACCACAGAUGCGCAUGGGAAUACGCCGCCAGCAAUGGACAGUCGAGAAUCCUCACGACAGGCGCAUCUCCCCGAAUCCUUGCAGUUUGGUUCGCCCCCAAAUUGGUUGCAACACAAGUCGUACAUGCCGCAGGUACCCCAGUAUUCUCACAUGACAGCCCCCGUACCAGGAGCCCCAUUCCAUCCUGGGUUCAGCUAUGCCACAGAUUUCAAGUACUACUAUAAUUACUACCCUGCGGACCAGUAUGCAGGAGAAAUUGACGGAGGGGAUGCCACAGCACAGGAGGAGGCUGUCGCACGAGAGCAGGAGCAUGCAGAACAAAUAGUCGGUCGGCAGGAAUCAAGAGAGCAGUCCACCUUGCAGCCCAUCAUUACUUCAAAGAGACGCCUAGAAUCGGGUAAAGCAGUCCCUCUAUAA
Molecule: messenger RNA, 1146 nt
Organism: Cyclospora cayetanensis
Lineage: Eukaryota; Apicomplexa; Conoidasida; Eucoccidiorida; Eimeriidae
Exons: 1
Coding region: 1-1146 (381 amino acids)
Source: RefSeq, a predicted model, not a curated record